AUGUACAUUUAACAUUUGUGCUUAUUUUACCUAUUUCUGAAAAAAUUCGAGAGCUUAUUGUUUAUACUUACCUAGAACGAAUUUGUCCCACUAGCACACUGCAUGAGUGUUUAUAUUUAACUCACUAAUUACAAAGAGCCUUCCGAAUAAAACAACCUAACGACUAACCUUUUCCCGUGCUUUCAGGAGAGUGUAGAUACACCAUUGGUAGAACGACGAAAAAACUGGUUUCAGAGACAGAUAUCAAGAAUGGGGUCAGUUCGGUCCGCGUCCACGGCGUACUCGUCGGGGGGGCUGUUCGGGCGCCACCGGCACAACUCCGUCGUGUACUCCAGCCCCGAGGCCGGCCAGCCCGCGCCCGCGUCCGCGCCCGCGCCCGCGCACAAGAUGUCGCUGUACGAGCGCCUCGUGGGCCGCCGCUCCGGCCGCUCCCAGCCGCGCGCGCCCUCCCGCCACGGCCCCAAGAGCAACGGCGCGGCGGUGCCCAUCACGCUGCGCAACCGGCCGCGCAUCCCCACGCCCGACGUCACCAAGGAGGUGAUGGACCGCGAGAACCGCCUCGCCAUGGGCAUGCAGAACAUGGGCGUCAUCAUGGCGCAGAGCUACCAGAACGAGGUGCCGGUGCUGGGCGCGCUCGUGCUGUCGCCCAUCCAGGAGCUGGACGGCGGCUCCGUGAACAACACGCUGCACGCCGGCCAGCCCGGCACCGCGGCGCUGGCGCAGGCCGUGCUGGCGCCGGGCGUGCUGGGCGGCGCGCCGGUGGCGCUGGCGCCG
This is a messenger RNA of Ostrinia furnacalis (Asian corn borer), 774 nucleotides long. RefSeq lists its product as uncharacterized. The transcript has 2 exons. The record is from RefSeq and is a predicted model, not a curated record. Lineage: Eukaryota; Metazoa; Arthropoda; Insecta; Lepidoptera; Crambidae. The annotation marks the transcript as partial.